UCAGGCGUCCGGGCUGGGAAGCGGUCAUAAAAUGUUGUUUUAAUAAAUGCCUGGCUUUGUUUCUGAAUUGGAACGUGACGACCAAGAAGAUGUGAUAGAAAUGCUCAAGGUUUAUUAAAGCCUUCGGAAAAAAUAGAGAACUAAAUGGACUAUAAGAAAAUCACGGAUGAAAUCUCAGAAAAAAUCUUAUCGUACAGCCAGGAUACUUCAGGAUGGAGGGUGAUAAAAGUUUCGAAAAAUGUUACAGUUUCUUCCAAGCCUUCCAAAGAGUAUGCGGGAAAUAUAUACCGUGGAGAAGGGAUAAUUGAGGAAGUCCCUAGUAAAAUUAUCCCUUUUAUGUAUCUUCCUGAAUAUCGAAACAGAUGGGACAAAGCACUAAAAUCUUACAGUCUGUUAGAAAGCAUUGACCAGGACACUGGUAUAUACCACAGCGUAACGCACAGCUAUGGCAUGGGCCUGAUUUCCUCGCGAGAUUUUGUCGACCUGCUGCAUGUCAAAGCUUAUCCUGGUGGCAUCCUUACAACUAACUCCAUCAGCGUGGAAUAUUCCAGCUGCCCUCCAACUCCCUCUUGUGUCCGAGGCCGUAACAAUCCCUGUGGGUACGUGUGUUCUCCCUUGCCUGAGAAUCCAGAGCACUCUAAGCUAGUUGUAUUUAUUCAGCCAGAACUCGGAGGAAUGCUUCCCUGCUCCGUGGUGGAGACAGCGUUACCUACGACUCUCGUAAACUUAAUCACUGAAACAAGGGCUGGACUGAAAAGCUUUAAAGACCGUAAUUAAACAUAAGUGGAAAAUAAUACGGGCUUAAGUCACGUGCGUUUUUUACUUCGAUUCAUAUUUAAAAUGGAAGAUGAAGUUUAUUUUAAUGGUGUAUGUGGAAAUGUGUAAAGCUCGACUUCUCUGUUAACACAGUGAAUGCUUCUGGGGAAUGAUGCAAGAACCUACCCCGAAGUGCCCUCAAAGCACAGGAUGUAGCUUUCACUGUUAUCAGGUGAUGUCUUGUAAUAUUUUUGCACUAUGUAUGCAGUCACAUGAGGACUCGGUGAUGCAAAUUAUAAAUGUUAAAAUGCAGUAGUCAAAUAUUUUGCUAUAGCUUUAAACACUUUGAUAAAUUCUUACCUCAAUUAUGCACUCCUGACUGAAACAAGCGAAGAUCUUGUGUACUAGAGACUUUAAACAUGUUUAUUAAGUGUGUGAGUGUAAUUAACAACUAUAUCACUGGUUUGCAAUUAAAUAUUUGAAGGAAAGACUGGUGAAUAUGAUUAUACAGCAUCUCAUUAAAAGCUGCUCUUUAUACUCA
Anas platyrhynchos (mallard) is the source of this 1297-nucleotide messenger RNA. It is a transcript of the gene STARD6, whose product is annotated as StAR related lipid transfer domain containing 6. The record is from RefSeq and is a predicted model, not a curated record. Gene Ontology annotation, molecular function: lipid binding. NCBI's taxonomy places the organism in Eukaryota, Metazoa, Chordata, Aves, Anseriformes, Anatidae.